AUGCUGUACUUUGAGGUGAAGUGGUGUAUAAGCGCGAACGCCUCCCAUCUCCGAGGGGUGGACGUGGAGCAGCGCAAGUGCGUUGCAUACAGUUUUGAUAUCGCGAGUUCAAUCCUCGCAGCGGCCAUUUUUAAUUUUUCAAGAUAGCUUUUCUUUUCAAACUUGUGGUUUUAUACUGUUUUAAUAACUAAUUAUGACUUUGAAAACCGAACUAAACUACUAAGAAAUUUAAAUCCGAUAUGAAAAACAAAAUGAACGACCAAACAGUGUAAAAAUCUAAACUUUCAGUACUAAAUUUCGAGACUUUUUCACUACUGUUUUGACUAUAACUCCUCAACCUUUUUCGAAAACUAAAUUGUUUUUGAAUAGUAAAAUUAGAGCAGCUACCAACCUUAUUAAUAUUGAAGUUCGAACAAUUUUUGAAAAAUUCGUCUGCAGGUCCCUAGCUACGCAUCAAAUUAGCUUCUCGGAUAACCAGUUGCAAGAGCUUUGCACUUCAAUACAGACUAGUUUGCAUACAAUGCAGAAGUUUGCAGUUUGCAACGAGAAACACACUGAGUUGCAACCAAACAAGCUCAAUUGCAACUAGGUUGCAAUUUUUGGCUGGAAAAGGGUCUUGCAAGUGGUUUGCAAUUCUGCAAUUGAGUUGCAAACUAGUUGCAGGAACUUGAAACCUAAUCGCCCGACCUUUUUUCGAGUUGCAAAACAAGUUGUUCGCAGAUUGUUUGCAGAUUUAUGAAAGAUAGACAAUCACAUCAACACUUCUGAUUAUAUGAAUGUGUGCUCUACUGAGCUUUUUGAUCGUGAUUAUAAGAGUUUUUGAAAGUCAUUUUUCGAGAAUCUUUGGACUUUAUAUGAAAACCGGAAAAGCAGCUAGGAAGAGGCAAAGAAAAACUGGCUCGGUCUCGGCCCAAAAGCUCAAAUUUUUCGCUCCACGAGAAAAGUGUUUUUCGGUUGUUUUUCUCAUAGAGUUAUUAGAAACUGAUUCAACAAGUCGAAACUAUUUUCGGUAAAAUUUCUUUUUCAAAUGAAAUUCAAAAAUCGAGCUGUGCUCUCUCGAGCCCGCGCUCGGGCCAGGACGGAAUUUUGUUAUCUCGGAACUUUGUUAUUUUUCAGUGCUCACCUAACCUUAAGAAUCUGCUGAAUAUCUGGUUAUGCACUCAGUUCAUGUCGAGUUUCAAAUAAAUGGGUAACUUGGAGAAUACAUUUUCACAAACAACGACAACAUAUUUGCAGCUAAGCUGCAUUGAGAAAAACAGUUAAUUGCAACUGAUUUGCAACAGCGAACUUUCUGCAAGCAAGUGAAUUGCAAUUUGCAAUGUAGUCACUUACAACAGCUGCAAACUAGUGGGUUUUUAGUUGAAAAGUUUUUGCAACUGGUUAUCCGAGUUUGAACGCAGCAUUAGAAACGCCGUGUUUUUAAGUUGCUUCUAGCAUAGCCAUGAGUCAAAAAAUUUCUAACGCAAGCGUAAUUAUUCGAAAAGAUAUGAUACGUGUGUGCAAGUAACUUUCCUCAUUCCUUUGCCACGAUGGACAAAGAAGCGCUUCCGGCAGUCUCUUCGUCGUCGAGGAGAACCCAAAUCUCCAAAAGAAGCUUGAAGUCGGACAGAGCUCCAUCGAGCUUGAAGAAGCCAACUCACAGCCUCGAAAAAUCAGGUCGAGGUAAUAAAACAAAUCGAUUUGCAGCAGCGCAACCCGCGGCUCUCCUCCGGCAAGAAACAACGGUCGGUUAAAAUAAAUAAUACAAAUUUACAAAGGUUUUCAGAAGCAAGUCCUAUAAACUUAGCCGCAUUUAUAUUGGAAACGAUGCCAUGUUCGAAGCAACGGAACGAGGAAGGCUGUUCUGGCUACUUCAUGAUCGUCUUUCAGGUCUAAAUUUUCAUGAAGAUCAAGAUUUCUAUUCGCUCGUUCCUCAGGAUUUAUCUUUGGAGUUGUUUUCCUGUUUUACGUCUACACCAUUUUACGCCACCGGGCACUUUUUCUCCAGAAACGGAUUCUACCUGAAGCAGCUCUUUUGCUAACGUAUUAACCAUCCAAAGUGACUAUGAUCAUCCACUUUUAGUUCAUCCUUCUGUGGCUGUUUUGUCGUCGCUGUUGAGCAGGGAGUUUUCCGCACGUCUUCUGAUCGUUCUUCUUUACUUCUUCUUCAUUUUCAUCAACAUGUUCAUUUUGGUAGACGGCAUCGACGAAGCCUAUCGAAUUAUGUAAGCGUGAAUGAUUCUGUGAAAAAUUGUGCGCUUCCGCAUUGAAAAACCUCCUAGUGUCGGCGAUAUUCUCAAGAAAAAUGUUUUGAAUGAUUCUGUGAAAAGUUGCAAAAGAAAAUCAAAAGCUUUUAAGAGAAGCGUCGAACGAGUUGAAAAUUGAAGGGACAGGGCCAAAUGUUGAUCACGUUCUUUUGUUCUGACGUCCUACGCAUUUCUUAUUUUUGCUGCUAUUGUGAGAAUUUAUAUUUUUGUAGAUUUUCUACGCCACUAUUAUUUUUUAGAUUGACUUUCCUGUACGACACUACGUUAUAAGAAAAAUCUCAUUGAACAUUUUUAGGACCAUGCCGGCAACUCUGAUGCAGACGAAGACAAGGUCGAGAAAAAUGAUCUUUGAAACGACCUCUCACAGAAAGGUUUUUAGAUUUCAAAAAUAAGUUAGAACUUUCUCUGUGUUUUGUUUUUAACAGUAUUGUUGAAAGUAACCAGUAUGGUUGAAAAAUGUGAGCUACAAAGAGAAUACUAAGCGAGCUACUAAACCCCGCUAAUGUUUAAAUAGGAUGUUUACAGAAAAAGUUCUUGGAAUGGUGGCAAACUUGACGCGAGCUGCUUCAAACGAAAUCAACAAAGCGUUGGUUUCCUAAUCAUUUUAGAAGAAUUCGUUUUUCUUUUUGAGCGUAUAUCUUAUUAUUAAUUAGAAAAACUCUGAUGUCUUCGCGCGCUCUCUAUUCCUCGGCAAAGCUUCCGUGUUGAUUGUUCGAGGGAGUAGAUGACGCAUGAAUAGGUCUUGUUCAAUUUGGGAUAAAUAUAAUAGAGCUGUAAAAAUCGAUGUAACACUAAGAAUUGUUCGCAAUGAAAACAUUUUUAGACGCGUCGGUAUCCGUCGUCGAUGAAGCAGGAAAGCCGUUGAAAUUCGCUGAGGGAUCUAAGAUUCGCACGGUGAGCAUUUCAUCAAAUUUUUCAUUGAACAUUGUUUUCAUUUCAAAAAUUACAGGACGUGAAAGAGCCGCGGAAUGGGCGCCACAAUGGGCCGCGGCUGGCGCGAAGUCGUUUUUCAAUAGCGAUGUCGAGUGCUCGGCGAGUGUUUUCUUUUUCAAUUCUUGGAUAGCCGCCAACAAAUAGCUCACAAGCGAAUUUCAUCUUAUAGAUAAGGGAUCUUUCAUCAACAAAAAUACCCUUUCUAAAAACAGGUCAAAGUCUUAAUCUCUAAUCUGUUUCAAUAACUGAUCUGUCUUUCAGACUGUUGUUUCGACUCCUGGCACAGAAGAAAGGGUUGCCGCUCUUCCCCAGCGUUCCCCCAAAGACUCUUCGACUAAAAGAAGCUUGGACGAGGAGGUUUUUUAUUUCUAGUAAAAUGAUGAAAUGAUAAUCUUUUCAGUUGUCCUCCAAUGGCUUUUGCUACAACAGCUGCUUUAAGGUAGGUUCCGGUAAAAGUUUGUGAUUUCUGAGAAAAUCAUCUUUUUCAGGCCUAAUAACUGAGCUCCCUCGCGUUGCCCUCUGA
Molecule: messenger RNA, 3702 nt
Organism: Caenorhabditis auriculariae
Lineage: Eukaryota; Metazoa; Nematoda; Chromadorea; Rhabditida; Rhabditidae
Source: the annotation of a GenBank genome assembly